Molecule: messenger RNA, 2025 nt
Organism: Lactuca virosa
Lineage: Eukaryota; Viridiplantae; Streptophyta; Magnoliopsida; Asterales; Asteraceae
Source: the annotation of a GenBank genome assembly
ACAUGUUGUUUCUGCUUAGCUUCACCGCUUCUCGACCCAAUCAGAUUCUGAUUAGUGCCUCUUCACGUGUUCUUCUUUGGGGUUAAUCCGUCCACCGAUCAACCGCCUCAGAUGCUUCUCCAUUCUUAUCCCCUCUUCUCAUGUUUCUCAUUCGACUUUCGCUUUCUUCAAUCGGAUCGAGACACCACCAUCAAGUAUUACCAUUAAUUGAAAAAGAUUCAAGCGUUUCCAAUCAUUCAGCAACCCCGACGACUUCACAAUUUUCAGCUGCUCCACCAUGUCGCCACCGUCGACGAUGCAGCAUCGGAGGCUUCUCUCAACAAAAACAUUGCUACCAAAAAAACCCUAAAAGUCAGGAACGAGGAUGUCUGCCACCGAUCGAACCAUCUUCAGAACGACCGGAGUUUAAAAAUUUCCAGCUUUUUGAGCCACGACCUCCUCUGGAGUACAAACCACCUCCUGAGAAGAGAAAAUGUCCACCAUACACAGGCAUGGCCCAAUUUGUUAGCCACUUUGCUGAGCCCACUGAUCAUGAAUAUGCUCCACCAAUAGUAAAGGGUGAAACACCUGGCCAAAGGAGGGCUAGGAUUCACCGGUUACGUACAAAUUUCGAGUUUAUAACCUUAACACUGUCAUUGUGGCUGAGAUUUGUUCAUUUCGAUGACAGGGAUCUUUCAUACAAUUUCUUUAAUGGAUCCAUUCCUGAAAGCCUUGGAGGUUUAACAUCAGUUCGAAUAUUGAAUCUGAAUGGGAACUCCCUAUCAGGAAGAGUCCCAGCUGCAGUAGGAGGGACGCUUUACACAGAGCAAGUUUCAAACAAUAGAAGCAUCGGGAAGAAAAUCAGGAAUGGAAUUUGUCUUAACAAAGUUAACAGUUCUUAUCCUCCUGCUGCUAAGGAACAAGUGGUGGGUUGGCCUCCAGUUACAUCUUUUUACAAGAACAUUUUGGCUACAAAUUCAAAUAAGAAUGAUGAGGUGGAUGGGAAGCCUGGACCUGGUGCUUUACAGUCAACCUACAGACAGAAUCAUUAAUUUCGUGGAAUGAAGGGACGAUCGGAAUGGAGCUUCAAGCAGUGGAAGUAAGCAUAAAAAAUCUUAUUUUUUCACAUUCAUUAAUCUCGAUUCUUGAUUUUGUGAUGUUUUUAAAGACACCCGUAUUGAGUAAUUUGCCAAAAAAAAAGGAUAAAAGAUAAAGGUUGUCAUUUAAAAAAGAUUGGUUUUGUUUAAUUUGUUAAUAAUUUUCAACUUUUAAAAGCUCGAUUUCUAAUCCUAAUUUUCUAAUUUUGUUUCUUCUUUUUUUUACCUUGACCAACAAAAACAAGUGCAUACAUAUUGUUUUGUAAAUACCUAUAAUUCGAUUCAGUUUUCAGCUUCGUGAGAAUCAUAUUCAAUGACAUUUUUCAUACUAAAUGGUGAAAAGAAGCUAAACUGUGAAGACUGAUGUAUGUAUUUUUUUUGUUUUUUAUUUCUUAUUACUAGAUAAAAGAAUAAUAGCAAGUUUAACAAAUAGACACACUUGCUGAAAUGGGAACUUAAAUAAAAAAACAAAUGUAAUCAAAAGCAAAUAAAAAAAUCCAAAAAUAAUUACAAGAUUACCCCUUGGUUAUUUCCAUUUUCAAUCCAGCCCUUUUUCCACAUAAGCUGGCUCCUGCACCUUUGGCAAAUCGAUUUCUUUUCAUUGAUGGUGAGAAUGGGUGUUAUAUGUUGGAUCCUUAGAUGGAUCCCGUUAUUUUAAAAUACUCAUGCCAGUUCGAUUAAUGCAAGUAUGUUGGACAUUCGCAACCGCAGGAGUUCCCUGUACAAAGGAAGAACAUAUGACGUUUCUACUGGGGUAAAAGGAGUUGAUGCAAGUUGAUUGGUAAAUUGGUCAAAAGAUGAUUUUGUUUUUGUUUUUUCGCAUCAAUAGAAUGUUCUCUCUACAUUUGUUGUAGAUUAUAUUAUACUUUCAUUUAAAACUACCCGGAUAUAAGACUGUGUUUUCAUUGUUUUUGAAAAUCUAUUCAAAUAUAGCAUUAUACUUCUUUUA